UGAAAUGUUUUAGUACUAGAUUGUUUGUGAUUCUGAAUCACGGAAAAUGAGGCGAAGACCGAUGGAUUUCCGACGGCCUAUGAGAAGGAGAUUUUCGAAGGUGUUCUGGUUGACAUUAUGCGGCUUGGUCAUUCUGUUUUUCAUUGUGUUUUUGAGCCAGGACAAGCAGCCAUUAUCUAGAUCCGAAUUUGUUCAGAUAUCUUCCAAGCGCCACAGAAUCACAGAAGGUCUUAACAUUACUGAAGAAAUGAUGAGCCCUGACUCAGUCACAAGGCAGUUAGGUGAUCAGAUUUCUCUUGCAAAAGCUUUUAUUGUGAUUGCAAAAGAAAGCAAUAAUCUCCAAUUUGCAUGGGAGUUAAGUGCCCAAAUUCGCCAAUCUCAAUUACUUUUGUCGGAUGCUGCAACAAGGAGAACUCCAUUGGCAACAAGAGAUUCUGAAACUGCAAUCCGUGAUAUGGCACUUUUGCUCUACCAAGCACAACAACUCCAUUAUGACAGUGCAACCAUGAUUAUGAGGUUGAAAGCCAAGAUCCAGUCUCUCGAAGAGCAAGCAAACUCUGUGAACGAGAAGAGCUCAAAGUAUGGGCAAAUAGCUGCUGAGGAAGUCCCAAAAAGUUUAUACUGUUUGGGUGUCAGGUUGACGGUUGAAUGGUUCAAGAAUCCAAGUUUUCAAAGGAGACUUACAGAUGGAAGGCGAAGUGCCGAAAAACUCUCAGACAACAAUCUCUAUCAUUUCUGUGUCUUCUCAGACAACAUCCUUGCAACUUCAGUUGUUGUCAACUCAACAGCUAUGAGUUCCAAUCAUCCAGAUAAGGUCAUCUUUCACCUUGUAACCGAUGAAGUCAACUACGCUCCAAUGAAGGCCUGGUUCUCCAUGAACAGUUUCCGAGGAGUGACAGUAGAGGUUCAGAAAUUUGAGGACUUUAGCUGGCUCAAUGCUUCUUAUGUCCCUGUCCUAAAGCAGCUCCAAGACUCGGACACUAAGAAUUAUUACUUCUCUGGAAACACUGAUGAUGGCAGGACUCCAAUCAAAUACCGGAAUCCAAAAUAUUUAUCCAUGCUUAACCACCUCCGGUUCUACAUUCCAGAGGUUUUCCCCUCAUUGGAGAAAGUAGUAUUUCUGGAUGAUGAUGUUGUGGUUCAGAAAGAUUUGUCGGAGCUGUUCUCUAUCGAUCUGAAUGGGAAUGUGAAUGGAGCUGUUGAGACUUGCAUGGAGACAUUCCACAGAUACCACAAGUACUUGAACUAUUCUCACCCUCUAAUUCGUGCACAUUUCGAUCCAGAUGCCUGUGGGUGGGCAUUUGGGAUGAACAUAUUUGAAUUGGUUGAGUGGAGAAAAAGGAAUGUGACUGGUAUCUACCACUAUUGGCAGGAGCGGAAUGUGGACAGGACAUUGUGGAAGCUUGGGACUCUGCCACCCGGACUGCUUACUUUCUAUGGUUUAACUGAGCCCUUGGAUCCCAAUUGGCAUGUUUUGGGGUUAGGCUAUACGAAUGUUAAUCCAAACUUGAUAGAAAAGGGGGCAGUGCUGCAUUUCAAUGGGAACUCAAAGCCAUGGUUGAAGAUUGGGAUGGAAAAAUACAAGCCUUUGUGGGAGAAGUAUGUUGAUUACUCGCAUCCGAUGUUGCAGCAGUGUAAUUUCCAUUAAUUUUGGUAUGGAAGUUUGGU
Molecule: messenger RNA, 1668 nt
Organism: Telopea speciosissima
Lineage: Eukaryota; Viridiplantae; Streptophyta; Magnoliopsida; Proteales; Proteaceae
Product: probable galacturonosyltransferase 10
Exons: 2
Coding region: 47-1648 (533 amino acids)
Molecular function (GO): polygalacturonate 4-alpha-galacturonosyltransferase activity
Source: RefSeq, a predicted model, not a curated record